Messenger RNA from Naegleria lovaniensis, 753 nucleotides. RefSeq lists its product as uncharacterized. The coding region runs from base 1 to 753 and encodes 250 amino acids. NCBI's taxonomy places the organism in Eukaryota, Heterolobosea, Eutetramitea, Acrasida, Naegleriidae. The record is from RefSeq and is a predicted model, not a curated record. The transcript has a single exon.
AUGUCUCAAUCUCGAAGCUUCAAUUUCCAAGCCGUUCAUGUCAACACAACUCAAAACAACACAUCGAGUAAUACUCUCGAAAAAAGACCUAGAAAUAAGAAUGUUUCGAGCACAUCGGAACAUGAAACUCUCUCAAAAAAACCAAUGAGUUCACAAACUCGUGACACCUCUACCUCCUCAAAUAUUAAAUCUUCCACUCCACAAUUUAAAUCUCAACAUGUGGCUGCAUCAUCAUCAUCAAAUAAUAACACUCAGAGUGGUCAAAAGAAUGCAUCAAGUAAGAGCAGUAGUAGUACUAAUCUGAUUUCAGAAAAAGGCAACACCUCCAAACCUCACCUUGUCAACAAUUCUGGAACUCGUGUCGUUAAAUUACAACGUCGAAAUGGUCAAAUCGUUCAAGAUUGUCAAGUCUACAUUGGUAGAGCCAUGACCAUGGGAGGAUGGAAUUUACCUCAUUCAAAAUGGGGAAAUCCAUAUCCCGUCUCUACAUGUGGCGGUAGUGCAGAAGUGGCAUGUCAAAAAUAUAGAGAUUACAUUCUGAGAAGGGAUGAUCUUUUACAGGAUUUGGAGGAAUUGGAUGGAAAAGUGUUGGGAUGUUGGUGCAAAUCGGAUCCUUCCAAAGCAUGUCAUGGUGAUACUUUGGUCGAAUUGCUAGAAAUGAAAAAGAGAGGUGAAUUGCAAGAGUAUGUUCAACAAUAUAGGAAUGAAAAUCCUGAACCCUUAUAUCCCCUUCCUCAACAACGAAAGAAAUAA